GUAUGCCCACGAAUGUUCCGGAAGCAGUGACAAAGCCUGAGUUUGGAGGAUCGCCCACGGGUGUUUCGAGGGAGCAGGUUCACAACAUCAAGGCUGAAGCCAAGCUAUAUCAUAUGGCCAAUAUGAGCAUGGAGCAGAGGGCCCUCAUGGAGCGAGCUGGACAACACCAUAGUGAUGAGCAACGAGCACUUGCAGCCCAGCAAGUACAAGCAGCAGCGACGCUGAUGAUGCAUCAGUCUCAGGAGUCUGUGAAGCAGAGCGUGGUGUACCAGACCAUGGCCGAGCAAAGCAAGGCAGCAGCCGCCGUGCAGCUGCAACGAUUGCAGGAAGAGCAACGACUGCAAGAACAAGCAUACCAAGAUGAAGAAUGGCUGGCUCAGCAGCAGCUGAAUGUGAUGAAGGAAGAAGCAGCAGCCCGUGAGAGGAACCGACUCGCCAUGCAGCGUGCUUUGCAAAUCCAACAGUUUCAGCUGAGUCAGCACGCAGCAGAGCAUUACUAUUGGCAACAGGAGCACCAGCGCCAACAGUCCUGGCAAGACACGUUUGUUGAUGAAGCACAGAGCCCACGUGCAGCAGCCGGCCCAACACACACCAACCAAGCACCAGCCAGGGAGGUCCAUCCGGACCUCGCUGGCACAAAAGCAACCGCUCAAGCUGCGCAAGAGCUUUUAAAGUUGGAGAGGCAGCAAGGUGCAGCACCUCAGGUGGUGACAGCCCCGCCUGCAAACGACUGCCCUACCGCCGCACACCCGCCCGCAACACCUCUUGCCACGCAGCCGCAAGCCGCAGCAAGCCCUGCUCCGAGCCAAAUCCGCGACCACGCGUGGGAUACGCAUGUGUCAGAUGCUGCGUAUAAGAGACAAAUGGAGCGCGAGCAUGAUGUGAAUAUGGCAUCACCGACACAGCUGCAGCAUGAACUGGAUGCGACAACAGCCCAGUUGGCGGGCCAUGUGCAGGAUGAGGAGCAACAAGUUGAUUGGGCAGCCAAAGCUGUGGAACUAGAAGCAUUGAUGGAGCAGUGCAGAGCAAAAGCACGGGCAGCAUCAACGCCCCUACCCAGAGCAACCGGCCCGACCCCUGACUCAACACCUGCAGCGCGGAACCUGUCUGCUCAGUUCAUGCGUGUGGCUUCGGGCAUACAGGAGGCGCAAGUUCGUGGCACAGGCAGCAACGAGCCGCAUGAGGACCUCACCUUCAAUGGCUACAAGCGCAAGUUCGACCCUCAAGAUGAAUGGCCUGCGCCUCCCAAGGCCAUGCCCAGGACAACACCUGCAGCCCGUCGAUGCUUGUCUGCGGGAUUACCUGUGCCCCCGCCACCUCUGACUCCAGAGCAGUAUGCACAGAAAAUGCAAGAGCUUGCAGCCUCGAUCCCCGCACCACCGCCUGUGCUGACUGCGGCUAAGUCGGGCUCGCAAGCAGUGUGGACUGCAGCGCCAAGGGGCAAGCCUUCCCCCGAAGCCACUGCCACGGCACCAGAUUCCUCGAAUCCGCCCUUCCCGCCACCAGCCCCGAGGCACCCCGUGGUGGUGCCCCCGCCAUCCGCACCAUCCGCGCCCGCAACCGGAUCAUCCAUGCCUCCGCCGCAAGCUGCGGACUUGCAUCUGGGAGCAAAGCGGAAUCCUGCACCAGAAGCCGAGCGGAAUUCCGCGCCAGAUUCCACACCAGAAGCCCAGCGGAAUCCUCCACCGAAUUCCGCACCAGAAGCCAAGGGGAAUCCUCCACCGAGUUCCGCACCAGAAGCCGAGCCGAAUGCUAGACGGAAUUCUGCACCAGAAGCCUCUACAAAUCCGGCAGUCCCGGUGGCAGAAGUCGCAGGUGAUACAAAGUGA
Molecule: messenger RNA, 1829 nt
Organism: Symbiodinium necroappetens
Lineage: Eukaryota; Dinophyceae; Suessiales; Symbiodiniaceae
Source: the annotation of a GenBank genome assembly